AUGGCCCUUUCCAGUCUCCGCAGAUUGCGUCAGUCACUGAGUGAACAGCUCAAUCCACUCGGCGGGAGGGCAUUUCGUGUGUUCUACAAGUUUGCCUUCUUCCUGAGCCGGGAGCAAGGGCAGAAGGGCGUGGACGUAGCAACAGCUGUUGAGGCAUGGAGGUUCGCCUUAGCAGGGGUCUUCCCUCUUGUGGAUUCCUGGUGCGACUUUGUGCCGCUGCAUCAGCGGUAUGCAGUAUCAGAAGACACGUGGCAGCAGGUGCUGGACUUCAGCUGCACGAUUGGCGCUGACCUCAGCAUGUAUGACUCGGAUGGGGCGUGGCCUGUGCUGAUCGAUGAAUUUGUGGAAUGCUACUCCAGGUCUGGUGAGAUUGCGCUGGACAGACAGUCAGCCCGCUGUCUCCAUGCACCCCCCUCGGUGCUCCUGCUCUCGCUCUCGUCCCAUGCAUUUCGCCAGCACACCAUGGGCAGCAACAGCAGCCUCAGCACACCCCCUGUGCAUCUCACCAACUCCCAUGGAAUGCCCUCAUCCCUUCUCCUGCCCUCUCCCUUGCUCGCCACUCCUCCCCCCCCUCCCCUUCCUCCCCACUUAUCCCCCUCCCCCCUCCUCCACAUCAGCUCAUUCAACGAGGCUCGUUGGUUAACCACCAAUGGCAGCGCCACCACAGCCACCCCUGCUCCCACCACGCUAGCAUUUAACCCUACCCCUGCCGUCUCCCUUCCUCACCCCUUCCCCCCCCCCCUUUCAUCUAUCUCCCUCCUUCUUCCUCCCCAGCAGCUCUUUCAACGAGGCCCGGUGGUUAACCACCAAUGGCGACCUGGCCCGAUUUCUCCCACGGGUGUUGACGCGUUUCAGACCCCCACUUACAGGCACGGGCCGUUUUCCCCCACUAGUGUCGAGCCAUUUCAGAGCCCAACACACAGGGCGGGGCGGUUCUCCCCUAGUAGAGGGAGGGCGGAGGAGGCAGGUGGAGCAGGCAGGGUGGGAGCAGCAAGGAGGGCGUUGGGGGCAGAGGUAGGGAGUGGGGUAGGGGGGGGGUUAGGGGCAGUAUUUGGAGCAGCAGGACGGGGCGUUAUAGGGGCAUGUGAGGUAGGCGGGGUAGGGGUUUUAGGGCGAGGAGGAGGGAGAGGAGGAGGAGGGAGUGAGAGGGUGAAGCGGUGUUGGCGGGACGUGAGGGAGGAAACAGAGCAGAGGGAGAGGAUUGAGUCGAUAUCACUCAAGAUGGCUGGGCUGAGUCCUCCCAAUGGGGACUGCAAGCGACAACGGGUGACUCAGUGGUGA
This is a messenger RNA of Closterium sp. Naga37s-1, 1281 nucleotides long. The record is from the annotation of a GenBank genome assembly. Lineage: Eukaryota; Viridiplantae; Streptophyta; Zygnematophyceae; Desmidiales; Closteriaceae.